AUGCUGGAUAUCCAUCUCCGUCCGUUGAAAGACGCACUCUUCGACUCCAUCACGCCCAUGGUCCCUUCCUUCAUCACCCCGGCCCACAUCACUCUCCUCGCCUUCCUCUGCGGCAUCCAGGCAUGUCUCCAUUCCGCCUCCGGAAUUCCCCUGCUGAGCACCGCUUUCUGGAUCCUAAAUAGAGCACUCGAUUGCCUUGACGGUGCCGUCGCGCGUCAUCGCCACCAAUCCUCCGACCUGGGCGGCUUUCUCGAUCUCCUCGGCGACUUCAUCGUCUACUCUGCCAUCCCUAUAGCCUGCGCUCUGUCCAUCCAUCACUCUGACCUCAGCCUCUGGCUCCCCGUGGCUGUGCUGGAGGCGUCUUUCCACGUCAACAACUUUGUCUUGUUCUUCGUGGCUGCCGUGGUGGAAAAGCAAAAGGCCGGUGGAGACGAACCGAAGGUCAAGGAACUGACCAGCAUAGCUAUGAAGCCUGCACUCAUCGAAGGGACAGAAAGCGCACUGUUCUUCACAGCCAUGCUUACGUGCCCACGCUAUCUUCCGCAGCUGUCAUGGUGCAUGGCUUUCCUUGUCUGUGUGGGCAUCGCUCAAAGAACAAGCUGGCUUGCCAAAGCGCUUUCGUAG
This is a messenger RNA of Trematosphaeria pertusa, 624 nucleotides long. RefSeq lists its product as uncharacterized. Gene Ontology annotation, biological process: phospholipid biosynthetic process. Bases 1 to 624 code for a protein of 207 amino acids. The transcript has a single exon. Lineage: Eukaryota; Fungi; Ascomycota; Dothideomycetes; Pleosporales; Trematosphaeriaceae. The record is from RefSeq and is a predicted model, not a curated record. Gene Ontology annotation, molecular function: phosphotransferase activity, for other substituted phosphate groups. Gene Ontology annotation, cellular component: membrane.